This is a messenger RNA of Rotaria sordida, 2691 nucleotides long. The record is from the annotation of a GenBank genome assembly. Lineage: Eukaryota; Metazoa; Rotifera; Eurotatoria; Philodinida; Philodinidae.
AUGCACACCGUUUUUCGCAUUGAUGAAAUUCGAAAACUUGACGAUAAUCGUCCACUUUAUCAAGUGGACCUUAAACUUACAUCUGAUGACGAUCAACAACUUCGCAAAUUAACCGACCAUAUACGACAAGAAACAUCGGGCAGCACUGGAUGGUAUCGAAUGGGUAGAUUGCUGCUCAAAAUAAGUCAAUUUGACAAGGCUGAAGAAUUGUACAUGGCACUACUAGAACAGGCUUCUAACGACAGUGAUAAAGCACAUAUCUAUCAUAUGCUUGGAAUGAUGAAAACUGACAAAGGACAAUAUACAGAAGCAGCUUCAUUUUAUGAAAUGUGUCUCAAAAUUAAACGAAAAACUCUUCCGGAAGAUCAUCCUUCAUUGGUUCCUACAUAUCGCAACAUCCUUGGAGUGUAUAACGACAUCGGUGACUACUCGAAAGCACUUGAAUUUUACGACAAAUCACUUGAAAUAAGAGAAAAACCUCUGUCUCCGAAUCAUACCUCAUUGGCUACUUCCUAUAACAACAUCGGUCUUGUGUAUUACUACAUGGGUGACUACUCGAAAGCACUUGAAUUUUACGAAAAACAUCUCGAAAUUUACCAAAAAGCUCUGCCUCCGAAUCAUCCCUCCUUGGCUACUUCCUACAACAACAUCGGUCUUGUGUAUAAUGACAUGGGUGACUACUCGAAAGCACUUGAAUUUCACGAAAAAGCACAUAAAAUCUACGAAAAAGCUCUGCCUCCGAUUCAUCCCUUGUUGGCUACUUCCUACAACAACAUCGGUGGUGUGUAUAAUGACAUGGGUGACUACUCGAAAGCACUUGAAUUUUGCGACAAAGCACAUAAAAGCAAAGAAAAAGCUCUGCCUUCGAAUCAUCCCAAUUUGGCUACUUCCUACAACAACAUCGGUCAAGUGUAUAACAACAUGGGUGACUAUUCGAAAGCACUUGAAUUUUACGAAAAAGCACAUAAAACCUACGAAAAAGCUCUCCCUCCGAAUCAUCCCGAUUUCGCUCAAUCCUACAACAACAUCGGUCUUGUGUAUUACUACAUGGGUGACUACUCGAAAGCACUUGAAUUUUACGAAAAAUCACUUGAAAUCUACGAAAAAGCUCUCCCUCCGAAUCAUCCCUCAUUGGCUACUUCCUACAACAACAUCGGUCAAGCGUAUAACAAUAUGGGUGACUACUCGAAAACACUUGAAUUUUACGAAAAAUCACUUGAAAUAAGAGAAAAAGCUCUGCCUCCGAAUCAUCCCUCAUUGGCUACUUCCUACAACAACAUCGGUGAAGUGUAUAACAAUAUGGGUGACUACUUGAAAGCACUUGAAUUUUACGAAACAUCACUUGAAAUAAGAGAAAAAGCUCUGCCUCCGAAUCAUCCUGAUUCGGCUCAAUCCUACAAUAACAUCGGUCAAGUGUAUAACAACAUGGGUAACUACUCGAAAGCACUUGAAUUUUGCGAAAAAGCACAUGAAAUCUACGAAAAAGCUCUGCCUCCGAAUCAUCCCUCGUUGGCUACUUCCUACAACAACAUCGGUCAAGUGUAUAAUGACAUGGGUGACUACUCGAAAACACUUGAAUUUUACGAAAAAUCACUUGAAAUAAGAGAAAAAACUCUGCCUCCGAAUCAUCCCUCAUUGGCUACUUCCUACAACAACAUCGGUCAAGUGUAUAAUGACAUGGGUGACUACUUGAAAGCACUUGAAUUUUACGAAAAAUCACUUGAAAUAAGAGAAAAAGCUCUGCCUCCGAAUCAUUCCGAUUUCGCUCAAUCCUACAACAACAUCGGUCUUGUGUAUUACUACAUGGGUGACUACUCGAAAGCACUUGAAUUUUACGAAAAAUCACUUGAAAUAAAAGAGAAAACUCUGCCUCCGAAUCAUCCCUCAUUAGCUAUUUCCUACAACAACAUCGGUGGAGUAUAUAACAACAUGGGGGACUACUCGAAAGCACUUGAAUUUUACGAAAAAUCACUUGAAAUAAGAGAAAAAGCUCUGCUUCUGAAUCAUCCCUCAUUGGCUACUUCCUACAACAACAUCGGUGAAGUGUAUAAUGACAUGGGUGACUACUCGAAAGCACUUGAAUUUUACGAAACAUCACUUGAAAUAAGAGAAAAAGCUCUGCCUCCGAAUCAUCCUGAUUCGGCUCAAUCCUACAAUAACAUCGGUCAAGUGUAUAACAACAUGGGUGACUACUCGAAAGCACUUGAAUUUUACGAAAAAUCACUUGAAAUAAGAGAAAAAACUCUGCCUCCGAAUCAUCUCUCAUUGGCUACUUCCUACAACAACAUCGGUCAAGUGUAUAAUGACAUGGGUGACUACUCGAAAGCGCUUGAAUUUUACGAAAAAUCACAUAAAAUCUACGAAAAAGCUCUGUCUCCGAAUCAUCCUCAUUUGGCUACUUCCUACACUUGCAUCGGUCUUGUGUAUAACAACAUGGGUGACUACUCGAAAGCACUUGAAUUUUAUGAAAAAUCACAUAAAAUCUACGAAAAAGCUCUGCCUCAGAAGCAUCCCUCAUUGGCUACUUCCUACAGCAACAUUGGUAUGGCAUAUUCAGGCAAGGGUGACUACUCAAAAGCACUCUCAUUCUUAGAAACGACACUUGCUAUCCGUGAAAAAUCACUUCCGUCAACACAUCCGCUAAUUAAAGUAACGAAAGAUAACGUUGAUUGCGUUAAAAAGAAAAUGUAA